Messenger RNA from Ciona intestinalis (vase tunicate), 2988 nucleotides. RefSeq names its product metal transporter CNNM4. Lineage: Eukaryota; Metazoa; Chordata; Ascidiacea; Phlebobranchia; Cionidae. The record is from RefSeq and is a predicted model, not a curated record. Gene Ontology annotation, biological process: magnesium ion homeostasis; transport. Gene Ontology annotation, cellular component: plasma membrane. Gene Ontology annotation, molecular function: transmembrane transporter activity.
GUUUGUAAUUAAUUAACUCGAUAUUCGUCUGCAGAAUCAGUUUAAGUUUAUUUUGAAAUGGGAAAAUGUUUCCAAAGUUUAUUUUGUUUAAUUUUGAUGCUGGAUGUUUGUUGGUGCGUGAAGGUGGUUGGUAUUCGUGACGAAUCUGUGGCGAGCGUCAUAACGGGAGGGGUUGUCACUUUGCAUGCCGAGUCAACUUUUAAUCUUCGGUUGUUCGGAGAUAAUUUCACCGAAUCAUCAUCAAUCAAGUUUACCGAUGAGUCAGCGGAAUAUGGGAGGUCAUGUGACGAUCUUGCGAUGUCCGGAAAAUAUUCCGUUCACACGAGGUCCUCGUACUCGGCCAUUGUCACGGCAAACAUCGACUCCAUUGUUCCAAACAAUGGGUCAUUGUUCUACCUUUGUUUACGCUCAGAUGGUGGCUACAUCCACCAGGGGGCAGACAAGUGGUUAACAAUAUUAUUGAAACCCCCGGUGGUGCCGGCCGCAAAAAGUUUGCUACCACUCCCAUUACAGAUCACUAUCAUCGCCGUUCUUCUAUUAAUGUCGGGGUUAUUCUCGGGUUUAAACCUGGGGUUGAUGUCGCUUGAUCCAAUGGAUUUACAAAUCGUGAUGAAGUCGGGGACAAAGUCCGAGCGACGAUACGCAUCGCUUAUUUACCCUGUAAGGAAGAAAGGCAAUUUCCUCCUUUGUACUUUACUACUUGGGAACGUUCUUGUUAAUAAUACGCUAACCAUAUUGCUUGGAGAUUUAACAUCUGGUGUUAUGGCUGUUAUUGGUUCAACUGCAGGUAUUGUUGUAUUUGGUGAGAUUGUUCCCCAAGCGUUAUGUUCAAGAUAUGGACUCCAUGUUGGAGCUUACACGAUCUGGUUGACCAAGAUAUUUAUGGUGUUGACGUUUAUAUUAUCGUAUCCCAUAAGUAAGAUACUUGACUUUAUUCUGGGGAAGGAAAUCGGGACGAUUUAUAACCGAGUAAAGUUGCUGGAGAUGUUGAAGUUGACGGAUCCAUACAACGACUUAGCGAAAGACGAAGUAAAUAUCAUCCAGGGGGCGCUAGAGUUGCGUUCGAAGACGGUUGAAGACGUAAUGACUCCGAUCGCUGAUUGUUUCAUGAUUGAUAUCAAGUCAACACUCGAUUUCCAGACGAUGCGUGAAAUAAUGUCGACGGGUUACACAAGAAUCCCAGUAUUUGACGUUGAACGAACGAAUAUUACGUCGAUAUUAUUCGUUAAAGAUCUCGCAUUUGUUGACCCGGAUGACUGCAUGCCGCUACGUACCGUGUGCAAAUUCUACCAACACCCUCUCAACUUUGUGUUUAACGAUAUAACGCUCGAUAAACUACUCGAUGAAUUUAAAACAGGUACUUUCCACAUGGCGAUCGUUCAUCGGGUUAACAACGAGGGACCGGGAGAUCCUUAUUAUGAGGUCAUAGGUAUCAUAACAAUGGAAGAUGUAAUCGAAGAAAUUAUAAAAUCGGAGAUAAUCGAUGAAACUGAUGUUUAUACUGACAACAAAACCAAGAAGUUAAACGUGAUGCGACAAGCCAUUCCUGUCGAUUUGUCACUUUUCUCCGAGUCCGGUGGCGACAAGAAACCCCGGGUUUCCCCCCAACUAACCCUCGCUGCGUUGAGGUUCCUACGGGCUGAGGUUGAGCCGUUUAAAAUAAUCUCGGAAAAAGUUUUGCUUCGUUUGUUGAAACAAGAUGUUGUUGUUGUGUUGAAACUUGAAGAACACGACAAUAAUCGCGACAAACUUUUAAUUUAUCAACAGAAUGUUGCGUCCGAUUAUUUUGUUCUCGUGCUUGAGGGUCAAGUAAAGGUCAAAGUUGGCAAGGAAAAUUUGGAGUUCGACAGCGGUCCGUUUACUUAUUACGGAACAAUGGCCCUAAUGCCCGCUGCCGAUGUUUCGACGACUUCUAUCGGGAAGAAAUCGCAUCGAAAUAAUUCAUUGUCCUCGUCACAAUUAUCUCCGGAGACAGAAACCCCGUCGACACCCGACCUUACGAGGAUGACUCAGCACUUUGUGCCCGACUAUGCACUUAUUGCAACAACUGAUGUCAAGUUUAUAAAGGUGUCUCGCAAACAAUACUUGAACGCGAUACGAGCGACACGCAUGGCCGAGGACAGCCAAUCAGAAGCAGCGACUGAAACCCAACCACCCGUGACCGAAGUACCGAGAUUUUUGCAAAACUAUUGUUCCAGUUUGGAAGUUGCAUCGAAAAACAAUAACAACGAACACAACAACGAUGAGGACGAUGGGAGUUGUUUGUCCCAAAGUCACCCUGACCUCGCGCGCCAACGUGCCCCGUACUUACAAAGUAAAAGCGUGUCGUCUGGUCACUUGAUGGCGAUUGCAGCAAAAUAUGCGAACGUUGCGGGUGAUCGAGUUCAUCACGGUUCAUUGAUUAUGGCCGUGAACUCUCCGCGACCCCUCGAUGAAAACCUUGAAACUCAAAGUUUAAAAUCAAACCCGGGAGCUUCUAAUGAAAGAACUAACCUCCUUAAACAAUGAACCAUUGUUAUAUAAACAAUGACCUUUAUUACACGCACUUCAAUUUUAUUUCUUACUAAAAAUAUAUAUUUUUGGAUCCAGAUUUUUUAUUUCUGGUCCCCAAUCAUAAAUUAAUUUCUUUUGUAGUUUGGCUCCAAUAAGUGGCGUUUUUGUUUCGUGUAUUUUUGUUGUGGUUUUAAAUAAAAAUGUAUUUAUGUACCUUAUGCGCGCUCGAAUAAUUGGUAUUUUAAUUUUUACCUCCCCAACGUUUCUUUGCUCUGUUGCUCCACCUGUUGGUAGAGAUUGUUUCGAAAGUUAUCCGCUAGGUUUACUCAAGAGUAAUAACGUUUAGCGCCAUCAAGAAUAUAUUUUCCCACUUAGCUUGUCCGCGUGGUGGCAGUGUGGGGCCAUCUGGUAGAAUUGUUUGGUUAAAACAUUUUUGUCGCAAACCAAAGUUGGUUCUGCGUGCAUGGUUGUUUUUAACUUUAUCUAAAAUAUUGC